Messenger RNA from Opisthorchis viverrini, 561 nucleotides. RefSeq lists its product as hypothetical. The record is from RefSeq and is a predicted model, not a curated record. The transcript is spliced from 3 exons. Lineage: Eukaryota; Metazoa; Platyhelminthes; Trematoda; Opisthorchiida; Opisthorchiidae. Bases 1 to 561 code for a protein of 186 amino acids.
AUGGCUCAAAAGUCGGCUGCAGUACAGCGGGAGUGCGAAUUUAAUGACCGGAAGGACCGUGGUUCGAACCCGUCUGCAUCUCGACUUCUCCUGUCUAGGCUUUGGCAACCUGGCAGUACCCCAGCCCUCGUACCAUCUUCGGGUGGCAUGGCAGCUAGGCACCGGAGGGCUGUUACAGCUAAACCAUUUUGCCUUGCCUUACGAAAUCUAUCUGUCAUCAACGUUUUCUCGUUUUUCAGGUGGUGUGACUCUCCUUACCUUCACGCUCGGCUCCCUAAUAAAUCGAGAUCCAAACAUUUGACUGACGUCAUGACUAGUCGACACACUGUGACUUCUCACCACACCAACAAGGUCAAGCUUGAGGUAGGGGCGAGAUGGCUCAAGUGGUUAGAGCGCGAAGUUACUGACCGGGAGGUCUGUUGGUUUGAGUCCGACCUCUGCCUCUCGACUUCCCUGUCUAGGCUUGGGCAACCUAGCAGUAUCCCAGCCCCCGUCCUUGGCAUGGCAGUUAGGCACCGAAAUGGUGUUACAGCUGCUGGCUGUACAGCAUUGAAGCAUUAG